Messenger RNA from Solea senegalensis (Senegalese sole), 2651 nucleotides. RefSeq lists its product as uncharacterized. The coding region runs from base 169 to 2625 and encodes 818 amino acids. Lineage: Eukaryota; Metazoa; Chordata; Actinopteri; Pleuronectiformes; Soleidae. The record is from RefSeq and is a predicted model, not a curated record. The transcript has 19 exons. Gene Ontology annotation, molecular function: ATP binding; ATP hydrolysis activity; protein binding.
ACAACUUCCGGAAUGACUGUUACCAGGGAGACAGCUGAAGCAUAGUGUCAACUUUGGGACGCUAACUUCGCAUCUUUACCUCCAGUUAAAUGUGACACUCUACAACGUUUUGUUUCGUCCUUCGUUUGUAGACGUUGAAACCGUUUCCUUCUCCCCGGAGACAACGACAUGUCUCAAAGGACAUACAAUAAGAUGUGGGCAGAUGCUCAUUUAGAGCUGAGUCGCCUGCUCACUGAGGAGCUGCCUGCUGAGCCCCUCCAUCCAGAAAAAGACCGGGUUGUGUUCUUCCAGCGUGUGGCCAUGUUUUAUGUGCGCUACAUCCAAAUCUUCAGACAGCUGGAGACAGUUUACGACCUGUUGGUCCACCCUCAGAAGAGACGAGUCAUUCGGGCGAUUCUCGAUGGUGUGAUUGGAAGAUUGUUAGAACUGAAGAAUGAAAUGGUGGAGAAAGAGUUUUCAGAAUACCACUACAUGGAUGAUGUGCUUCACGACUUAAAGCUCAGACCUGCAGACCUUGAGAUACCUAUCCCUUGCUAUUUCGUCACAGAAUGCAGCAGAGAACUCAAAGAACGAAAGACAAUGCUGACAGAAAUCCUUAAAAUGGUGCAAGUCAGUGAAAGGCCGCAGCCUCCAUUGUUGAAGAAAAUGAGUCCAGAAGUGGCAAUUAAGACCAUUCAAGUGGCAGAGAGGGCCCGUCAAGGACGCUUGAGGGCAAAGUUGAAUGAAGAGAGCAGAAAUAUGAACAGGAUGUACAGAACCAAGGAACCUGAACCAGCUGACAUUGAGUUGGCAGCACUCUGCAUUCAGAAGGUAUGGAGGGGCCACGUAGAGAGGAAAAAGACAAAGAUUGCUCGGGAUGAAGAAAUGAUUUUUCUGGGAAUGGCCAUGGAUCCAAGACACCAGGUGCCGUGUCCUGCAGAAAUCAAGGCCCAAGCAAGUGAAUCUUGCACACGCAUUAAACAACAGGAGCACGAGGAAGACUUCCAGAAGUCAAUUUUAGCUGUUAGAAAACAACUACGCGAUGUGGAGAGUCAUGACAUGAGUGAGAAAAUGAAAGACCAAAUCCGGGAGUGGUUCAUUGAAUGUCGUGAUGCUACCGGAUCAUUUCCAGACUAUCCUAAUGAUGAAGACGGAGGCUCAGCUCUCAUCUUUGCAGAGAAGAACCCUCAGCAGUUAAUGGAAGAAAUAGCUGAAAAAGAAAAAGAGGAUUCAAACAACAGACCAAAAGUGAAGGAGGAAAAGAGGGAAAAAGGGAAGAAGGAAAAGGGAAAAGCAGAAGAAGAAGAGGAGGCAGGGUUGAAGAUGUUACCUUCUGCUUUUCUGUCCGACUUGGAAGUGGAAAACAAAACCUUUGUUGAUUUUUGGCAAACCCGUGAUGAGUCCACAAAUUUCAACCAAAGGCACGAGGUGGAGCUGAUCAAGGAAGAAAAGAGGAAAGUCAUGGAGGCAGAGCUUCGAGUGCAGGUAGAUGAGCAGAUGAGACAAGAGCUUGCUGAAUGGAAGUUAGCUGUGGACAAAGAUAAGGGUGGUAAGACAAAGGCAAACGCUAAGAAAAAGAAAGGAUCUAAGAGUGGAAAGAGGAAGAAAAAGGAGAAAGAUCUGACAGCUGAUAGGACUCUUGAGUCUCUGUGUCAGGAGCUGGUGGAACAGGGCUUGUUGAAAAAGGCCAAUAAUGUUCAUCUGCAGGAUUAUUUGGGUGACUUUAGCUACCUUGGCACAACACUGAGGCAGUAUGACAUUGAGCCCAUGCCAUCAUUGUCAGAUGUCCGACAAGUCAUAUCUCUAUAUGCAAUUUUACCACUAGGCUCGCAGGUGGUUCAUGAGAAAGCUCCUCUCAUAAAGGCCAUCCUACUGACAGGGCCGACAGGUGUUGGUAAGAAGAUGUUGGUCCACGCGAUCUGUCACGAGACAGGCGCCACCCUGUUUGACCUGUCACCUCUGAAUACUGCAGGAAAAUACCCAGGCAAGAGUGGCCUGGCCAUGAUGCUUCACAUUGUCUUUAAGGUCGCAAGAUUGCUGCAGCCCUCUGUAAUAUUGAUUGAAGAUGCAGAGAAAAUGUUCUACAAGAAAGUUCCCAAAGAAGAAAAGGAGUUAGAUCCCAAGAGGUUGAAAAAAGAUCUGCCCAAGUUCCUGAAGCUGAUCAAAGGGGAAGAUCGUGUUCUGAUCAUUGGUACAACUCGAGAUCCUCAGAGUUCUGAUAUUAAGUCACUGUGUAAAAUGUACAGCAAAAUCAUCCUUAUCCCAAGACCUGAUUAUGGCUCAAGAUACAUUUUAUGGAAGCAACUGAUCAAAAAGCACAGCGGGGAGGUAACCAAGUCCUUGGAUCUCAGCUCUCUUGCCAAGAUUUCUGAUGGCUACACUCCAGGUCACAUGGUCCAGGUGAUCCAGAGUGUCGUCACCAAGCGUCGCGUCCUUCAGCAGCCAAACAAACCCCUGACUGCUGCUGAGUUUGUUGCUCCUUUAGCCAAGAUUGACCCCGUGUUUCAGGAAGAGGAAGAAGCCCUUAAAAACUGGUAUGCAAAAACACCUCUGGGAAAGAAAAGGAUUAAGGCUGCUACAGGAAGAGAAGAAGAAGAUGAAGCCCCGGUUAAAGGCAAAGAUAAAAAAAAGAAAGGGAAAAAAUAAGUCAGUCAUUACAUUUCAAUUUUGGC